Closterium sp. Yama58-4 is the source of this 216-nucleotide messenger RNA. The record is from the annotation of a GenBank genome assembly. NCBI's taxonomy places the organism in Eukaryota, Viridiplantae, Streptophyta, Zygnematophyceae, Desmidiales, Closteriaceae.
GGAUGGAUGACGAGCCUCCGGGCGCAUUCGCCUACAGCCAGGUGUUUGCUCAGCCCAUCACCAUCCACUACCAGGACGGCACUCUGCCAGCCGCCACUGGGGACGCCCUUUCCUCCACCUCCUCCCUGUCCUCCUCCUCCUCCCCUUCCUCCCCCACGUCCAUGGUGACGAGCAUUCUCACAGUACUGCCUGCGAGGGGUGAGGUGGAUGCUGCUG